This is a messenger RNA of Tetrahymena thermophila SB210, 9468 nucleotides long. RefSeq lists its product as hypothetical. Lineage: Eukaryota; Ciliophora; Oligohymenophorea; Hymenostomatida; Tetrahymenidae. The transcript has 12 exons. The record is from RefSeq and is a predicted model, not a curated record.
AUGGAAGAUUAGCAUAAGAAGGAUAUUUUCGACUAGAUUUCAGUCACUAAGAUUAGGCUUUUAGAAUUUUUUUUGCAAGUUCCUGAAAAUAAAUUACAAAAGUUUUUGAAGUUAGAGCCUGAUCUUUGCUGUGUUCCAUUAAGAAAUCACAAUGGGUAAGCAUUAGGCAUUAAAGCUUUGAAAGGAAUUUCUAAGAGACUGAUUAAAAAAAAUGUCUUUGUAAAAUCCCUUCUGAGAGAUGCAUGGGUGAUUACUAGAUUAAGAGUUUAUUAUUUAUUCAAGUUAGCAAAUAUUCAUAUGGAAAAAGUAGACUUAGAUAAAUAUUAAGAAUGCAUUAAAGAAGCAGAAAAGGAAAUAAUUAAUAGAUUAAACACUCAUGAAGACGAAGAAGCUCACGUGUUCAAUGCUUUACUUAAAAUAGAAGAGCUCAAAUAACACGUGAGAGCUCACGAUCUGGAUAUGUUGAUAUCUGACUAUGAAAGAAUUAAAGAAUAUAUUAAAAAGAUUAAAGAAACUGAUUUUGGCUACUUACUAAAUUUAAGAAUUAAUGCAAGUGUUGGAUACGCUGCAAAGUUGAUUUCCAAUGAUAUUGUUUUACCUUAAAGAUUUCAUCAAGUUGUGCAAAUAUACACAACUCAUUAUGAAGAGAAAAAGCAAGUUGUAUUUGUAGACGGAAAUGAUCAUUUUAUUUAUUAUUUUUCUCAACUUUAACUUUGCAAAUACAUGCAGAGAGUUGAGCAAAUCAGUCAAGCUCUUGAAUUAGCUUAAAGGAUGAAAACUAGUCUAAUGCGCAAGAAACUUAAAAUGAAGGCCAAGCUUAAAGAGCAUUUAUUUUCUGAAUUUACUCAUUUUUUUGAGGCGUGUAUAAGCUUUUUGCAAAACGAUUAAAGUCCAAGGAUUUUUGAUUGUAAGAAGAAUAUGAAAAAGAAAAAAGAAAUGAUCAUAUAAAGCCUAUUCAAUUUUUAUGAUGAUAAGGAGGAACAAUUAUAAGAUAAAGAAGCAGAAAGAUUACAAAAGGAAAAAGAUGAAAUUGAUGAAGCAGAGUUAAAUAAGCUAAAUAUUAAAUACCAGCAAGAUUAUAAGCUUGUUGGUAGUCUCUCUAAAUAUCUAAAUAAUCUUUAAGUGAAAAAAGAAGAUAAAUAGAUGGGUAUUUUUGGGUUUACAAAGUAGAAUCAAAAGCAGCAAUAGCAAAUAUUUGAGGAACUGCAAGAAAAAAUACUUUAGAAAUAAAAUGAUGAACAAUAGCAAGAGAAUUUAAAUUAAUAAAUUGAGGAUUAAAAUCUGAAUCAAUAAAUUGAGGAUAAAAAUUUGAAUCAGAAAUAAAAAACUGUUCCUUCUUAAAAAUCAAUAGUUAAUAUAAUUUCUUGCAGAAAUAUAUAGUAAAUUAACUUAGUAAAAUCAAAAACUAAUCCACCUCAUUAAGAAGAGGUUGAUGACUUUGAAGAAAAGUUAAUAAAAAACGAAAAGAGAAUGCACACUGAGGGAGAUAAAGAGGAAAACAACUUUCAAAGCUUGGAUACUAUUUUUGAUUAUUUUGGAUAAGAGAAAUAAAAUUUUAUGAAAAAUAAAUUGAAAGUUUAGAAAUAAUAUUAAAAAAAUUAGAACUAUUUUAGUAAUGAACCUCUCUAAACAGAGAAGAUGAAAGUUUUCCAUAAUUAAAAGGAAAAGUCUAGCUCUCAAAGGUCUAUUUAAUUAAAUUAGCAGAGGCUAUCUCUAACACUAAAUAGCAAUUAACUAAAAAAUAUAAAUUUUGAUGAACUAAACAAAUAAAAAGUACAAUCAACUAAAAGUAUAAAUAGUAUUAAAAGUGAGCUAUUAAUAUAAGAUUUUGUGAGCUAAGCAAACUAAAGUUUAUAGAAAAAAUAAUAAUCAUCUGAAUCUGAACUUUUUCAACAACCUUCGAGUAGAGCAAUUAAUUUUUAAUCAUCUAAUAAUUUAUUGAAGCAAGAAGGAGUAAUCAGUGAUAGAAAAGGAAGUUAGAAAUAAAUAAUUAUGGAAAUAUCUGAGAGGUUGCAAUCACAGUAAUCUGAUAAUUAAGCAAAUUCUAGAAAUAACUAAAAACUUUUAAAAGAUAACUAGAUAGCUUCAGGUGAAUACCAAACUAACUCUGCUGAAAAUUACAUUAAAGAUGAAUUUCAAAUAUUCCAAAACAAGUUUAGUGUUACUAUCGAAAAAGACACUCCUAAUGGAGUUGAAUCAUAAUUAGAAUAAUUCAAGAAUCACUUUUUUAAAAGCAGUAGCAGCAAUAAUAUAAAAAUAAAUAUUAAUUAGCCCUAACACUCACAGAGCAGCAGUAUUGAAAAGGAAGAAUAAGCAGCACCUCAAAUACAAAUAUAUGAAAAUUAGCAAAAUGAAUAAAAUAAAAAUGAAACUCUUAACAAUAAAAAAAUGACAGUUUAAAUUGUAAAAGAAAAAGACAACUUAGCAGGAAAGCACAAAAAAUCAAAAACUCUCUAGCAAUUUGAUAAAAUAACAUCUUUUUUAGAUUUAUAUCGUAACGAUAUAGCCGCUAAAUAAACUACCACAUAAUCUACAUAAAACAGCAAUAACAGUAUUAAAAUAAUUUAAAAAAUUCACAAAUUUAAUAAUUAAUCACAAAAUUAAAUUGAAGAUUCGUUAAAUAAAAAUCAAACUUAAAAAAAUUAAAAUGAAAUUUUACAAAAUCAAAAUGAAAUAAUGCAAAAUUAAAAUGAAAUUUAUUCCAAUGCUAGAAGGAACCACUCUCUCAGAGAUAGUAAUUCUAGCAGGUUUAACAAUAUUCCAAAAGAAUCAAGCCAAUAGCACAAUAAUUUUAUUACAGAAAGUAGUCUGUAAAACUAAUCUCAAAUAACAACGUAAUAAUCACAAAGAAAUCAAAGUCUCAAAAUUAAAAUAAUUCCUUCAGAAGUUGAGAAAUUUCAUUUAGCUCCCUUUUUCAGUUAAAAAAAUAUGAUGAAGCACUUAAAUCACAGAAAGAAAAUCCCUUCUCAAUAAGCAGAAAGCUUUUAAUCUCCAAACAAAUCUUUGGUUACAUAAACUCAAAUAAAUAGCAGUUCAAAUAUGAACUUUUAGAGCCAAACAAAAGAAACUAAUUAAAGUAAUUUAAAAUACAUUGAAACUCUUAACACCGAGAAAUCUUUUUUAUCAAAUACAAAUAGUAACAAUUAUUUUCAGUAAAUCCCAUCACCACCAAAUAAUAAUAACAUAAAAAUUACAUAUUCUGGAAAUAAAAUAAGAAAACUCUCACUUCUUUCUUCUAAUAAAACUAUCAAUCAGCCAUUCCAAAUUCAAAAUCAAGAUGCUGUGCUUGAAGAAAACAAUAUUGAAAGCGAAGAUGAUCAAGGCAAGUCAAUCCAUAAUAAACUUAAUUCAUAAAACAAAAUAGCAAUUUAAUAAAAACUUAAGACAUAAUAAAAUAGCAAUGAAAAUCCUCCCACAAAUAUCAAUAGUAUAUUUAAUAAAAUAAACAAGAGAAAGAGCCAUCAAUCUACCUUUACAGUCAAUUAAAGUGGUAUGCAAACCUAAUAAAAUAUAGCUCCAAAAACACAAAGAAACUCAAUGUCUGAUUUGUAAGAAUCAUAUCAGCUAAAUAAAGCUUCUCAUAAUGAUAUGCUAGAAAAUGUUGAUACAGACAUACAUUCUUUAUCAAGUCAAACACUUCAAUUAUCUCUAAAAAAUACGGGAAGAUCAACAAAAAAUAAAAAUGAGGAAGAGUAGCAAAAUAAAAUCAAAGAAUAUUUUUAAAAAUAAAACUAAACUUUUGGGAAUGAUGAAAAAUAUGGACUUCUUCAAUUGUACCUAAAUAAAAUGCUUUACGUGAAUCCAUAUGAUUAUUUACCUAAAAAAUCACCAAAAGAAGUUUAUUCAUUUAUGAAAAAUAAAUUUACUAAAACUGAAACAUCUUAAAGUUAAUCCUCCUAAAUGUAUUAAUUAGAUGAUAUUUAAUAAAGUAAUGACUAAAUUAUUGAGAAUGUUUAGUUUUAAGACUAGGCAGCAGCAAAUUUAAAUGCUAUUAAUUAAUAAUUGUAAGUAGGAAAUGAAGAUUUUUAACAGAUAAGAAAGAGUUCUUUUAAUUCUUAAUCUCAUAAUAAAUUUACAGCUAACCAUAAAUCACUAGAUUUUAUAUUUGCUCAGCAAUAAAUGUAAUUAUCUUAAGCUUAGAUGCAUAAACACUCAUAAACUUAAACAUCAAAUUUAUAAUAGUAAAAUGUACCAUCUAUCAAUAUUAAUCUUUUAGCCUAGCAUAGAAAUUCAAUUAGUACUUAACAAAAUUCUAUCACAAACUAGUAGAACAGGUCCUUCCUAAGCUUAUAACGAAACUCUGUUGCAUUAAAUAAGCACCAAAAUGUUGCUAUGACCCAUAGAAACUCAGCAAUAAGUGCAUUUUCAGAACCAAGGGCUAGUUAAUAUUUAAAAGAAGACCUUUCACAGCAAACCCCUUAAAUUAAAAUUAAUUCAAAUGCUAAUAUUCAAGCAUAAGAAAAAAAGAGCAGUGAUCCAAAACAUAAAAGCAAUAACAAUAGCUUGGAUGAAAACGAAUCAGAAAAGCUUAGAAUAACUCUGAUUGAAUAAAUUUAAAUGGCGAAGGAUGAAAUAAAGCAGGAAUAAAGGCAAAGUUACUCAAAAUAAGUUACUUUAUUUACGUUAAAUAGUCUCCAUUCAUAAGAAUCAAUUGGGUCUGGAACUAAAGAAAAUAAAUCGAAAUUUGCACCAUAAAGCACAAAAAUAUCAGCAUUUAAGCCUAAACUAUUUACAAAAAAUAGUUUUGACUCAGAUAAAUCAGAUCAGUCAAAUUCUCCUGUUGGAGAAAAGACUGUAAGAAAUUUUAAUUUAUUGAAGAGAUCAAAAGCAUUUGAAAAGAUAGAUGAUGAAGAAGAAGAAAUAGGAUCAUAGUCGUAGCAUCCAUCUACUUAGAUGCACUCUGCAACAAGUCCAAAUAACGAUUAAGUGAAGUCUAUAAAUAGCAUAGCAUUUAUUUUAGCUAGUAAAAAAAAUUGGUUUAAGGUUUAAAAUAAAGAAUUAACAUUAAGUCAGCGCGUAACAAGGCAAUAGAUUGCAAAUGAUGAGAUUAGCUAAAAGAUUAUGCAACUCAGACUUAAAUUUCCAUCAUUUUGUUUUAGUACUCACAGAAUAGGUAGGUUUUAGAAUUGGAAUGUGCGUUAUGUUGAAUAUUAUCAUGAAAACAAGUGCUUCUAAAUUAAUUUUUUAGGUGCAGAUAAUCUUUUCUAUAAAAUGUUUAUUCCAGCAAAACAGCUUAAAGACUUCAAUCACAGCUAAAAUAAGUUUAUUACUAUAUGGCCAAUAAUACUUGAUUAUCUUUAAGAUUAUAUGGAGUAGAAAAAAAUUAUAUUAAAAUUUAGUGAUGAUACAAAUUAAUAAAAGAAGAUUGAAAUUAAAGAUAGUGGUAUUUCAAAAUACUUUUAAGAAAAUAAAAUUGAUUCUACUGUCACUGAAGUAAUUAAUAAAAUUAUAGCUUAUAAGAAUCGAAAGGAUUAAAUUGAUCAAAAUGAAUCCCUCGAAUCCAUUAAAUCAGAAUCUAGUGACGAAGAAGAAAGUUAAAAAGAUUUAGAUUCUGAUGAAAAAAUUAAUAACAAUAAUAAAAAUAAAAAGAAAAAUCCAUACAGAUUCUUCCUUGGAUUAGCCCGUAAAAAUUCUUACUUCCCAACACCAAGAGAUGCUCUAGCUGCUGCAAAGAUAAAAAAGAUUUUUGAAAUUCUUCUUUUUAGGUACAUGUAUGACUAACUCCGUCCAACUGGUAAAAAGCUCAUUUUGAAAAAGGAUGCCUCAACUUAGAAGUAUAAAACCCUCUCAAAAAAAAUCUAAAAGCUAGAAAAUGAUCUAGAAAAAAAUACUUUUAAUUAGCUGUUUAAAAAAGCACCUACAGGAAAUUCGAUUGAUAAAUUAACUUCAUAAAAAUUUGGAAUGCUUUAACUAAGAUAAAAAGUGCAAAAAGAUUUAAUGAAAAUACCAGAUAAAUAAGAGUAUUAGAUUGAAUAGAUAUGGAAACUGAGAUAUAGAGAGAAUUUGUAUUAACUGUGUUCUUUUAUAUUAAAGACUAAAGAAAAUUGGUUUUAUUUUGUAAGCUUAAACCUUGCCUUUAAGAAAGAUCAUAAUGCUCUUCUUUAGGUGUUCUUAAAGAAAAAUUCUAAUAAAAGUCUUAAAGAUUCAUUUGAAAAAAUAAUCUCAAUUUAAUUACUCCAUAAACCUAAAUAAGAAAAAAAUAUUGAAGAGUAAAUAUAAGAAUAAUAGCUAAAAGAAUAAAAAAUACUGCAGCUAAUUGAACUCUAAUAACAGUAAGAGUCUACUCCUAAUAAAAGAUACUCUAUUUAGAGAAACUAAUCUGCUAAAUUGAGUACUUUUUCUUAAAACAAAUUAUUGACAAAUAUUCCUACUUUACAGAAAGAUCCAGACCCUAAAAAGAGUAUCAGCAGACAGAAAAUAUUUUAAGAAGGCGAUUUUAAGGAGAUUCUAAGAUAUUUUGAUUUAAAUAGCAUUAUAAGAGGUAUUGUAACAACCUAGAAAAUACCAAAAACAUUUAAAAAUAUCGCAAUUAAAAAUAUAAAGAAAAGAAUUGUAAUUACAGAAGAAUAACUCUUUUUAAGACUGGAUAAAAUAGAUAUUAUUAGUAGAAAAAUGUUAAAGCAUCCUCCUAUCAUAGUAUAAUAAGACAUUCCUGAUUCAUCAGAUCCUAGAAUGAGAGAUUUUCUAACUAAAUAAACUCCUUUUAACCCUUUGUUUGAUUAUGCCUAUAAAAAAUCUGAUUUCCGUUAAGAGAAAGGGCAAGGCAAAUAACAUAAUCUUGACUAAAGCAUGGAUCUCUCCUCUGAAGAUAGUGAUGAUUUUCAUGGAUUCCUAAGUGAAAACAAAGUUUAAUACAUCAAAGAAGUGCAAGAAGAUUUUGAGAAAAUAGAGAAAGCUGAAAAAGCUAAUAAUUACUACUUUGAAGAGUUACACUUUAAGUGUUCAUGCAAUAUGAAGCAAAGCAACGACUCUAUUUAUCUAAAAUAUUAAUAUUAGGGUACUGUAUUUUAUCUUAAAGUUACUAUGCAUGGAGAAGAGCACACUGAAAAUGACCAUUUUACAGAAAAUAUACAUGCUCAUCUUGACAUAACAGUUAUAGCUCCUAAGCUAAGAUUUAGAAAAACAUAUUCUACAAGCAAGAGAAAAGCCCUUCUUCUCUUCAACAGCUUUAAAAAGAUUAAAUAUAAAAAUGCAUUUGAUCCUCCAAUUUUCUUAAAGACUAGAAAAAGAAUAGAAUUAGAUUUUCAAACAAACAUCUAAAGAGUUUCAAGAAGAAAAACUAUUGGUGAAAUCAUGCAAAGAAAAGAAGUCAAAAUAUUAAAUUUAUCUGAGCUGCCAUCUUUCGAAAUAUUGAAAUUGGCUUUAUUAAAAAAUUCUUCAUAAAUGGAAAGCUUAAGAUCGUUUAAAAGAUUUUCUAUUGUGGAUUAAAUAGGGUCAUUUGGAAAGGUUGUAGUAACAAUGACAAUAUUCCAUGAUUUUAAAUUCGGUAAAUUAUACUCUCUUGAGUUUCAAGAUUUUACCUCAAAGUCAAGGCUAUAUAGAAUAGCUCUUAACGAUAACGAUUUAGGAGAUUUAUUUGGUAUCAAGUUAUACGAUGAUGACAAUGGAGAUACCAUAAUAAAAAUCAUAAGAAGGAUAUGCUACCAUGUAAGAUUUGAGCAAUAAAAUGUCUAUAGAGUGCCUUUUCUUCAUUUUAGAGAGGAAUAGUACAGGAAGGGACUGUCUUUAAACAAAAGAAACUUAAUAGAUAGAUUGAGAAAGAAUGAGUUUUAUGGAAACUACAGAAGAUUUUACAAUAAAAUAGUUAAAUACACUUUUGAAAAAGAAAAUUUAAAUAAGAAUAAAAAACUUUAUUUAAUUGAUGCCUAAAGGAAACACAGCAGAAUUAUUUUUCAUAAAGUAUUUUUCCAUCAGAAUGAAUAUUUUAUUAUGACGAUUAAAAAAAGCUUGGUCUUACAGCAAUUUUGGAUGAUAUUUAUAUACGUUCCUAAAACAAGUAGAAGAAUCAUGGGAUACAUUCAGAGCAGAGAUAUAGAGCAGAUAUAAUUUUAAAAUCUUAAUAAGGAUAUGGGAUUAUUUGAAAUUUAUGAUAGGGAUUAGCCAUUUAAAAGUUAUUAGGAUUUCAUCACUGAAGUUUGCAAAAAUGAAUUAAAAAAAAGUCCAGUGACAAACCAGGUUAGAAAAAAAACGUUCUUAAGAGAGUUUUAAAAGAAAUUAAGUUAAAAAGUAAAAACCUAAAAUAGCAUUUAGUUAGAUAAAAUUAACGAUGGGAGUGCGCCUUCCAGUCCUGAUAUGAUUCAUAUGGAUAAUUAAUAUGAAGAAGAAGAUUAACUUGAAUUACCCUCAGAAGAUGAACCUGUUAAGUAAAUACCAAACUAAAAGAUUUCUCCAAGAUUAAUCCUUGAAUAAUAAAAAAUAAUCUUACCAUAAAAAAUAAUUUAACGACAUGAAAAGAGAUAUGGUACUCAUAUACAUUUUAAUCCAAUCCAAGAAGAAUAAACUGAUACACAAAUGAAACUUGUCUUAGAAGAAAAAUUCCAUUAAAUUACAGGAUAAAUUAGUAAAGCAUAUAAGCAGUCAUAUGUGCUUUCUUAUAGACUUUCCAAUCUUUCUUAAUUUGUAGAAAUGAAAAUUUGGGAAGAUAUCACUAGUAAAAUGGUUUUAAAGUACAAAGGAUAAAGCUAUGUAAUGCAAAUGGGUAAUAUAUCAGUUCCGAUGCAAGAAUUCAUUAACUCAAACUAGAUUUAAACAGAUUAAGGACCUGAAAUUUUUGUUGAAUAUUUUAUAGGCAAAUAGCAUAAUUAAGGAGAGUACUUAGUGACUUAAAGCUUUGAAGAAAUAUCUUAUCCCUCUUCACUUCAUUACUAUAUAUAUUUGAGAUUUUAUCACUUUAGCUAGGUUGGUAUUAUGCAUAAAAAGGUUAACUUAAGAGAGUUAUUAAAUUUAUUUAUAGCUGACGGAUAUUACAAAUAUUAAACUAAUUACAUGCACUCUAAGCUAUAGUUAUAAGAUUUAGUUUAGCUGUGUGAUUUUGUCAGUUAUAAAUUAAAAACAGGUACGUAUGGAAGUAUUCUGAAUUAGAAUUAAUUUUAAUAUAAAAGAACUGGAUUAGAAAGUUAUUCUCGUAAAACACUAUAAACUCUAGUUAAAGAAUAAGAACAAGAAGAGGGAGAAAAUGGAGUUGUUGAAAAGUUUGUUUUUUAACCAAAACCUUACAGUAUAGUCAAAGUAUACAUAAAAAGAGCUAACAGAAUUGUAGAAUUUGUUAUUUACACUCCAUCUACUUUUUAAACAUUUAAGAAAAAAUACAAUAUAUCAGAAAUUUCUCUAUCAAUUCCAUUUAUUAAUCUUUAUCUUAAAGCAGGUCUUUACCGUCCUUUAGCAAGGAAUAUUUUGAAACUUCUUCAUAAAGAGUUAUCCUUUCAUUUAAAAAACUCUUUAAAAUAAAAACAGAUCUCAAAUAUUUGA